Messenger RNA from Botrytis deweyae, 1614 nucleotides. RefSeq lists its product as uncharacterized. The coding region runs from base 1 to 1614 and encodes 537 amino acids. The transcript has 2 exons. The record is from RefSeq and is a predicted model, not a curated record. NCBI's taxonomy places the organism in Eukaryota, Fungi, Ascomycota, Leotiomycetes, Helotiales, Sclerotiniaceae.
AUGUCGAAGUUGCAUUUGGAGAUUUCGAGACUCCGUGAUCGAGCAAUCCAGGAAAUACCACGAUUGCGGCGACUAAUCAACGACUACGAAGAAUUUGUUGCGAACGAGGAUUACAUAUCAAUUGACCUCGAUUGCAAUGCAGUUGUUGAACUACGAAAAUUACUAAGGAUUGAAUCCAAAGGCGUAGACGAAAACAGCGUUGUCGAGUCCUCUAAUCCUGCAAAUUCUCACGUGGCUUCAUCCUCAGCAUUGAUCGAGCCACUAUCACCACCGGCACUUGAAGCAGAACCAACCAGCCAGCCUGGGAGGGUUACCAGUGGAGCUUUCGAUGGUUUUGAAAAUGAGGAACCUAAUGAUCCAAAAUACCCAGUUCCUGGUUCAAUCGAAAGGCCACUAAUCAUACAAGCCUUCCGAUGCACGGAAGAGAACCCCAGCGCUUACUAUACUGUGGUUUCUGAGGAUACAAUCUUUUCCACCAUACCUAUGCUACGCGUGUUGUUUGAAGGAAAGAUCGGUGGAGGCGUGAAAGAUGACGACGAUGAUAUAUGUCACGACCCAGAAAGGUCGACCAAACUGAAGAUUAAGGUGCCUGGAAAGAUUGUAUCUAUACACAAUGUCAUAACCUCAGAAUUUCAUGACGCCAAUAUGAACUAUGGCACUAUAGCACAGUGGCCUGUUCAUAAGCUUUGGUUAUACUCUAGCUGUUUGGUUGAUUUCUGGGACAAAAAGAAGUUGAGAUCUGCCAUUUCAACCGCGGCGGACUUGGAGAACAUUCGAGUUUUAGCUGAUUUCCUCCUAGUCAGCAAGAGUGAUAGAGAGAUCAUGCACAAGCAGCUGUCUUCUUACAUCAAGAAAAGAAAGUAUUUACCUGCUGCUGGAUGUGGACAAACUUCAAAUAACAAUCAGCAGACCGUUUCUGCAAAGAGGGAAUCGUCAUACGAGGGAGACACAAAUAACAAGAAGGCGAGAUACGAAAUCAUUGAUUUAACAGGGGACGACAAUCUCAGAAAGCAGAAACCUCGCGCGGGGUAUGUUUACGCACGCGAGAGAGUGUCAAGAAAGCAUGAGGAUCCCUACGUGCCUGGCGGAAAUGCCGUUCUUCACAACCCAGAUCGCGAAGAACCGAGUGAUUGGAGAGGCGAUACCGCUACUGGACCAAGUCGUCGUGGGACGGAUGAUCACAUGGAUAAGUGCAUUUUGAUUCAAAGCUUGACCGCGAGCGGAGAAUAUGAACAUUGUCUGGAAAAAGUCAUGUGGGUAACUGAAGAAUCCAGCUUGCUUUCUAGCCUGAUUAAGGGCUGUACCGCCACAUCAGAACCUGCACUCGAGGGUAUGGUCAAUCUAGAUGACUGGCAUGAAGGGGGUGUCUGUAUUAGUGUGGAUUGGAAUUUUGUAAUUAGACACUACGCAGUGAAGAACAACCAAGAAGCGGUGAUGAUCCAGGGAUGGGGUGUGGAAAUGGCAUUUAAGGCAUUGGGACCAUGGCUCGAGAGAGUUGGUAAGAGCAGCGAAUACUGGGUGGAAUGGGAACCUGAAGUACUUGAGAAAGCGUGUGUGGUCGAGAAAUUCAUUGGUGCGACCGAUCGACGCUGCAAUACACAAUCCUUGGUCUAA